Conger conger (European conger) is the source of this 2554-nucleotide messenger RNA. It is a transcript of the gene cybb, whose product is annotated as cytochrome b-245 heavy chain. The record is from RefSeq and is a predicted model, not a curated record. Gene Ontology annotation, cellular component: NADPH oxidase complex; plasma membrane. Gene Ontology annotation, biological process: superoxide anion generation; defense response. Lineage: Eukaryota; Metazoa; Chordata; Actinopteri; Anguilliformes; Congridae. The coding region runs from base 154 to 1848 and encodes 564 amino acids. Gene Ontology annotation, molecular function: superoxide-generating NAD(P)H oxidase activity. The transcript is spliced from 13 exons.
CUCUCUCCCCUCUUCCUCUUGAAGCAACAUCAGCAUCUGACUUCAAACCAGCCCCUGUCCGACUUCCUCCUACAGUUUCUCUCAGUAACCCAUAUCGUCAGUCGUUCCCAAGGUUCUCUCUCUAUCUCUCUCUGUUUCUCCACUGCUCUCGCUAUGGGAAACUGGGCAGCCAACGAGGGACUAUCCACCUUUGUGAUCCUCGUCUGGCUAGGGAUCAACGCCUUCCUCUUUGUCCACUUCUACUUGGCCUUCCUGACGGACAGAUUCUACUACACCAGGGUUAUCCUGGGGCACGCCUUGUCAUGGGCUAGAGCUCCUGCCGCCUGCCUGAACUUCAACUGCAUGCUGGUCCUGCUGCCCGUCUGCCGCAACCUGCUGUCCUUCCUGCGUGGGUCUGUCCAGCGAUGUAGUCGCACUGCAGCCCGGCAGCUUGACAGAAACAUCACCUUCCACAAGCUGGUGGCGUACAUGAUAGCCUUUCACACGGCCAUCCACAUCCUGGCCCACCUGUUCAACUUUGAGAGGUUCAUGGGGGCUCAACUGGACACCAACGCCACGCUGCAGUUUGUGCUCUCCCAGAUCGGCAAUGGAGACGGCAGGGGCUACCUCAACCCAAUCAGAUCCAAAGAUACUAACCCCACGUACGUGAUGUUCACCACCAUCGCUGGGCUGACCGGGGUGGUCAUCACCCUGGCUCUGAUACUAAUGAUCACCUCCUCCAUGGAGGUCAUACGCAGGUCCUACUUUGAGGUCUUCUGGUACACCCACCACCUCUUCGUCGUCUUCUUCAUCGGUCUGGCUCUCCACGGCGUCGGACGGAUUGUGCGAGGACAGACAGCAGAAAGCCUGAAAGAGCACGAUCCAAAGGCGUGCGACGGGUUCUAUGAGACCUGGGGACAGAACGGCACCUCCUGCCCCGUGCCAAAUUUCGCCGGGAAUCCUCCAAUGACCUGGAAGUGGGUUGUGGGGCCAAUGUUCUUGUACGUAUGCGAGAGAUUCGUGCGAUUCUGCCGAGCUCAACAGAAGGUUGUGAUAACAAAGGUGGUGAUGCACCCCUCCAAAACGCUGGAGCUGCAGAUGAAGAUGAAGGGCUUCCGGAUGGAGGUGGGCCAGUACGUGUUCCUGAAGUGCCCCUCCAUCUCGCAGCUGGAGUGGCACCCCUUCACCCUCACCUCCGCCCCCGAGGAGGACCACUUCAGCGUGCACGUGCGCAUCGUGGGCGACUGGACCCAGGCGCUGUACGAGGCCUGUGGCGGGGACAAGCACGACAUCCAGGAGGCCUGGAAACUUCCAAAGAUGGGUGUAGAUGGGCCUUUUGGAACCGCCAGCGAAGAUGUCUUCCGGUACGAGGUGGUCAUGCUGGUGGGGGCUGGCAUCGGGGUGACACCCUUCGCCUCCAUCUUGAAGUCGGUGUGGUACAAGCAGGUGGAGGAGAAUAGCAACGUGUUCACCAAGAAGAUUUACUUCUACUGGCUGUGCCCGGAGACCCAGGCCUUCGAGUGGUUCGCCGACCUGCUGCAGAGCUUGGAGGGCCAGAUGCUGGAGAAGGGCAUGACAGACUUCCUGAGCUACAACAUCUACCUGACCAGGUGGAAGGAGACCGAGGCAGCUCACUUCAGGGUUCACCACGAGGCAGAGAAGGACGCAAUCACAGGGCUGAAGCAGAAGACCAAGUUCGGGAAGCCCAACUGGGACAUAGAGUUCAACGCCAUUGGAGCAAAGCAUCCUGGGGCCAAAGUGGGAGUGUUCCUGUGCGGCCCUACGGCACUGGGGAAAGCCCUGGAGAAACAGUGCAACACCCACUCCAAGUCCGACGCCGAUUUCAUCUUCAACAAGGAGAACUUCUGAACUCCCCUGACCCUGCCUAAUUGAUCAACCGCCUUUGUCUUCAACAGGGGAAGGCCUCAGCUGCCAGAGGUCACCCUUUCCCUUAGGGUUUAUUGCUAGUGCUAGCUAGUAACACAUACUGAAGGCUGUGUUUCACCUGCUCCAGUACUAUAUUGUUACAUGUUCAUUUUUAAAAUCCUAUUUCAAUAUUAGCAGUCUAUAAUAUAAAAUAUAAUGAGAUUUAUAAUGUACAGUGUUACCGUGUGCUAAUGGUUCUGAUGAAUGUUUAAAUUCAUGGUUUGCAGUUAUGUUAUGUUAUGAGCCUACCCGGGUGCUUUUCUUACAUUGUGCAUAAAAUGUGUGCUAGUGACUGAGGAGUGUGCAGAAAGCACUCCCUCACAAUUUUCAAACCCUGUUGUGCAUUUCAAAAAGCCACUCCAGUUGUCAAUCAGCGGACAUCAGUCUUCUUGUGGAACCUGUACAAGUGUACAACAGAAGAGGUGGCCAGUAUCUCAUCCCUAAAAUUAACAUGGAGAUGCAAUUGUACAAAAUACGGUACAAAAGUGCAAUUGGCUAUUCAAAAUUAGAUGAGAAUAUGACCAUGUAUAACUUGUUCUGAAAGAAAAGCCUCAUGCAUCUCGCGUAAGCUCAAUGGUGCUCUUUCUGGAAACUGUGAAUUGGAACAGAAGCAGAGAGAAAAUAAAUCCAAGACACUCUUUUGAGAUAA